This is a messenger RNA of Rattus rattus (black rat), 4146 nucleotides long. It is a transcript of the gene Zcchc8, whose product is annotated as zinc finger CCHC-type containing 8. Gene Ontology annotation, cellular component: catalytic step 2 spliceosome. The record is from RefSeq and is a predicted model, not a curated record. Lineage: Eukaryota; Metazoa; Chordata; Mammalia; Rodentia; Muridae. Gene Ontology annotation, molecular function: RNA binding; zinc ion binding.
ACCGCUUUGGAGGCCUGUGUGUGGAGAAAAGCCUCUAGGGAGAGCGGUGCUGCCCUACAACCUUCGCCCCCUGCCCUCGAAUCUUUCCCACAAUCCAAAAUGGCGGCCGGUGUGGAUUUUGGCGACCUAGAGCUAUUCGAGGCGUUUGAUCCUCAAGAGGAGUCGACCCCGAAGCCCGUUCACACCCGCUUCAAGGACGACGAGGAGGAAGAAGACGACGACGAUGAGAAUGGGGUGGGCGACGCGGAGCUGCAGGAGCAGCUUCGGCGCUGUGAGGAAACCAUCGAGCAACUCCGCGCCGAGAAUCAAGAACUUAAAAGAAAGUUGAACAUUCUGACAAGACCCAGUGGCAUACUGGUGAGCAAUACUAAGAUAGAUGGACCGUUAUUACAAAUUCUCUUUAUGAACAAUGCUAUUUCAAAGCAAUACCACCAAGAAAUAGAGGAGUUUGUAUCAAACUUAGUAAAACGAUUUGAGGAACAGCAAAAAAAUGACGUGGAAAAGACUUCCUUCAGCCUUUUACCCCAGCCAUCCAGUGUUACGUUGGAAGAGGACCAUAAAGUGGAAGAAUCAUGUGCCAUUAAAAACAACAAGGAAGCUUUUAGUGUUGUAGGAAGUGUCCUGUAUUUUACUAAUUUUUGCCUUGAUAAAUUGGGGCAACCGCUACUAAAUGAAAACCCUCAGCUUACGGAAGGAUGGGAAAUCCCCAAGUACCAGCAAGUCUUCAGCCACAUUGUUUCUCUAGAAGGGCAAGAAAUGCAAGUAAAGGCGAAAAGGCCGAAGCCUCACUGUUUCAACUGUGGUUCUGAAGAGCAUCAGAUGAAGGAGUGCCCAAUGCCUCGGAAUGCUGCGAUAAGUGAGAAAAGAAAGGAGUACAUGGACGCCUGUGGGCGUGACAGUCAGAGUUUCCAGCAGCGCUAUCAUGCGGAAGAAGUAGAAGAGAGAUUUGGGAGAUUCAAGCCAGGAGUUAUUAGUGAGGAACUUCAAGAUGCACUGGGUGUGACAGACAAGAGUCUUCCCCCUUUCAUCUACCGGAUGCGCCAGCUGGGCUACCCACCAGGCUGGCUCAAGGAGGCUGAAUUGGAGACUUCAGGACUUGCACUCUAUGAUGGAAAUGAUGAUGCUGAUGGGGAAACAGAAACUGGAGAAAUACAGAAUAAAAAUGUCACUUAUGAUCUCUCAAAAUUGGUAAACUAUCCAGGUUUUAACAUAUCUACUCCCAGAGGUAUUCCAGAUGAAUGGAGAAUGUUCGGUUCCAUACCAAUGCAGGCGUGUCAACAGAAGGACGUGUUUGCCAGUUACCUUAAUUCUAACAUCCAGUCGCCGAGCGUGAGGUCGAGCAGCAAGCGGUCUUCCUCGCAGUCCAGCCCUAACAGUCCAAAGAAGCAGCGGAAGGAGGGCAGCGCAGCAGCCUCCCCUGCUGACAUGGAGCUUGACUCGGAUAUAGAGAUUCCACCUGGUUCUCAGAGCAGCAAAGCAUUUCAGUUUCAACCACCAUUGCCUCCUGGCACACCUCCUCCUCUGCCACAGGGAACACCUCCACCUCUCUUCACUCCUCCACUCCCUAAGGGAACCCCGCCACUGACUCCCAGUGACUCUCCCCAGCCUCGACCCACGGCCUCAGGCGUGGAUGAGGAUGCCCUGACACUGGAGGAGCUUGAAGAGCAGCAGAGGCAGAUCUGGGCAGCCCUCCAGCAGGCCGAGGGAGCGAACAGUGACUCGGAUGUUCCCAUGGACACACCUUUAACUGGAAAUUCAGUGGCCUCCUCCCCUUGUCCAAACGAGUUUGACCUCCCUGUCCCAGAAGGAAGGGCCCUGGAAAAGCCAGUGCUGGCUGAGCCCCAGGGGCCAGCUGCUUCUGUGGACACAGCUGGACCUGAGCCUUCCUGCAGCCCAGCAGCCGAGGCAGCAGUGCUCUCUCAGAAAGAAGAGGGGGUCUCCGCAGAGGGGGACCCUGGAGAUGCUCUUCUUGACAAUGGCGGUGUGUUGAACAUUAGCAACGGAGGCAACCAUUUGGACACCCGGCCUCCGACAGCCUCAAAAACCCAUAGCCCAGUACCUGACAUGAGCAAGUUUGCUCAUGGAAUAACACCCUUUGAGUUUGAGAACAUGGCUGAAUCCACUGGAAUGUACCUCAGGAUAAGAAACCUGUUAAAGAAUUCACCUCGAAAUCAGCAGAAAAACAAGAAGACUUCUGAGUGAGCCCCUGCCGUAGCACUGGCUGCCAAGUGAUCUGCAGCCCUGCCUGUCCCACCAGACUGAGACCAGGUGACCCAUUUGUCCUCCCCUUUCAGAAUCUGCCCACGGUGUAACUGUGAUCUCAGCUCAAGCCUGUUUUACGUAAUGAAAGACUGGGCGUGUGAGUUUGCUGUUUUGUUCUCACUGACAACAACCGGGGUGUGUGCGGGAGCUGGGUUACAGAUGCUUGGUCUGAUCGUGAGUGUCUGUCAAGAGUGAGGUUUUUUUUAAUGUCUUUUUGUAAAUUGUUUCUACAUUUUGCUAUUAUCCUGUAUAUAUAAGCUUAAUAUAUCACUUUUUAAAAGAAAAUCCUAACAAUUUUAAAUUCACAUUUCAAUUUCCACAACCAAAUGAGAAUAAUCAGGGCUGAGCAGCUUUAUCCUGCUUGGGGUAUUUUUGUAAGAUUUUCAUGCAUGAAUUUUAAUAACACUUUUACUUUUUGUAAUUUAAUUAUUCAAAUAUGCUUCCAAUAAAGGUGUGCUCACCUUUGCGUACAGAGGUUUAAUAAAUUAGUUUUCUUACACAUGAACCAAGACUUUGGGUAGCUAUGACUCACAGUUAAAAUUGUUCUUCUAAACUUGGCUGAAAAUUAUGUGGUUGCAGUGAAACUGCAUGUUUGGCUGCUGUAAGUGGAUUCCAGCCUUACAUAUAAUAAUAUAGAAACAGAAUUGUCUAAUUACUUUGGGGGAAAAAAUGGAGGUCAGCUAGCCUUCGUACACGGUAAUAUUGUGGAUUCCAGCUCGAAAAUAGACCAGACCCGUACUGAGUGUGACUGUCCUACGGAAGCUGGAACCUGGUCCGGGCGCUCUGAGUCUCUGCCAGGUCAAGUUCUGGAACACAGGGAGAUCAUGAGUUACAACUCAGGCAGAGUAAGCUGCUCCCAGGCCAACAGAGGGCGCAAAAGGGAAGGAUAAGACCACGCCAAGAUACAGUGUUAAGGGCUGGCAGCUUCUUUGUCAUCUGAGUUUUCAGUGCAUUCCUCACAGGGUUUCCAUGAUGCUGUAACUGUGGGAAAGCAGCAGUCUUCCUAGCAGGCCCGAGACAAGGAAGGGAGGGCAUGGAGACACAGGUAGGGGAUCCUAUCAACAUUAAACACGCUUUCUUAUCUCUCAGUGUUUUUCCAGUGAGAUAGGACAUUGCUGUGUAGCCUAGGCUGGCCUCAUUCACACUCUUCCUGAUGCUACCUACUGCUGAGGUUGCAGGCAAGAUGACAUGGUUCUUUUUCAAAAACAUUUAUGGGGGUGGAGGGCAUUCCUUGGCAUGGGUAUGGGUGUUAGAAGACAAUGCGUGGGGGGUCCAUGUUAUGUUCUCUUGUCAAUGUGUGUCCUCAUCAAGCACCUUUACCCAGUGGGCCAGCCUGAAGGUGACAUUGAACUUGUUCGUCUUCCUAAUUCCUGGUGAUGGGUGUGCACUACCCUUCCCAGUAGCUCAGGAGCCACCCAGAGCAUUGUACGUGUGCUAGGCAAAUACCACCAACCACACCACUUCCCCACCCGGCGACGGGACUCCGGAAGGGUCAAACUUCCACUAGAGACUUUAGAUUUCUAAAUCAGGAAUUAUUGUUUAGCCCUGUCUGGUGGCUUAUGCCUGGAAUCCUAGCCCUUGGGAGGCAGGCUGGUGGAUCAGGACCAGCGUUGGUGACAUAGCAGAUUCAGUUAGCCUGAGCUACGUGAGGUACUGCUAAAGGAAAGGGGGAAAAAAAUGUUUCUUUUAAUACUGUAUUGCCGGUAUCUGCUGAAUAUUGAAACAGUCAUUUCCAGCACAUACAUACUCUGUUAAGGUAUAGAUUAUACCAUUUUUUCUUUAUCGACUAGGUAUUGCCUCUUCUUUUUGUUUUUGUUGUUUUUAAAUGAAUGUCUAAGACAUAGAUGCCUAGCUGUAAAUAAAUUCAGCUCUCUUGCCUCUGUA